Prunus avium (sweet cherry) is the source of this 2919-nucleotide messenger RNA. The record is from RefSeq and is a predicted model, not a curated record. NCBI's taxonomy places the organism in Eukaryota, Viridiplantae, Streptophyta, Magnoliopsida, Rosales, Rosaceae.
AUUAAUCCCUAACACACCAUUCCGUGAAUAAUGAUAGCCCUAAUUUGCCCAAUUCAAUUUGGGAAAGAAAAUUGUAGAUGUCAAACAAUGAUAUAUGUAAAUGCAUUGAAACCCUAGAGAAAACUUGUGAGUUUGGCUUCCAACAUCAAACUGCACCAAAAUAAAGCGUCAUUUCUUAUUGCUUUUUAACACACAGAUUGUGUGAUUUUGCUAUUUUGAGUGGAAAAGAGUCUUGUGAGAUUAUCCAUUUAUAAAGGUUGUGAAAUAAUGUCGAAGUCAUACGUAAAUCUUUUAGAUUUGGCAUCAGGGAACUUCCCUAAAAUGGAGGGGAAAAGGAGACGGUUUCCGAGGGUGAAUACAGCUCCGGGCAAUUUGUCAGAUCUUGAUGAUGAUCAAGCACGUAGUGUGUCAUCUGAUCAGCCAUCAUCAAUUGCUUCAGAUCGGAGGAUUAUUGUAGCAAACCAACUUCCUGUGAAAGCAAAGAGGAGAGAGGAUAAUAAAGGCUGGAGUUUCAGUUGGAAUGAGGAUGCUUUGCUAUUGCACCUUAAGGAUGGGCUACCAGAAGACAUGGAGGUUCUUUAUGUAGGGUCAUUGAAGGUCUCUGUUGAUCCUAGAGAGCAGGAUGAUGUGUCCCAGGUCUUAUUGGAUAAAUUUAGAUGUGUUCCUACUUUUCUACCUCCUGAUAUUCUGUCAAAAUUCUAUGACGGUUUCUGCAAGAGGCAUUUGUGGCCACUGUUUCAUUACAUGUUGCCAUUUUCAGCUGAUCAAGGAGGCCGAUUUGAUCGAUCUUUGUGGGAAGCUUAUAUUUCAGCUAAUAAGUUGUUUUUUCAAAAGGUAGUUGAGCUUAUAAACCCGGAGGAAGAUUAUGUCUGGAUUCAUGAUUACCAUUUGAUGGUGCUGCCAACCUUUUUAAGGAGGCGUUUUAAUCGGAUUAGGAUGGGAUUUUUCCUUCACAGCCCAUUUCCCUCAUCUGAGAUCUAUAGAACUCUUCCUGUAAGAGAAGAAAUACUUAAGGCUUUACUCAACUCCGAUAUUAUUGGAUUCCAUACCUUUGACUAUGCUCGUCAUUUCCUCACUUGUUGCAGUCGGAUGUUGGGCUUGGCAUAUCAGUCAAAGAGAGGUUACUUAGGAUUGGAAUUUUAUGGAAGGACCAUUAGGAUCAAGAUUAUGCCAGUUGGGGUUCAUAUGGGUUGGAUAGAGUCGGUGAUGAAAGGGGCGGAUGAGGAGAGUAAAAUGAGGGAGCUUAAACAAAAAUUUCAAGGGAAAACAAUGUUGCUUGGUGUAGAUGAUACUGACAUUUUUAAAGGUAUUAAUUUGAAACUUCUAGCAAUGGAACAAAUGCUGAAGCAGCAUCCCAGGUGGCAGGGAAAGGCUGUGCUGGUCCAGAUUCUAAACCCUGCUAGAGGUAAGGGGAUAGAUUUAGAGGAAAUACUUGCAGAAAUACAAGAAAGCUGCCGGAGGAUCAAUGAGCAAUUUGGGAGACCAGGCUAUGAGCCAAUAAUCCUUAUUGACAGGGCAGUUUCCAUUAAUGAGAGGAUUUGCUAUUACAACAUUGCUGAGUGUGUUGUUGUGACAGCUGUUAGAGAUGGGAUGAACCUUACUCCGUAUGAAUAUGUUGUCUGUAGACAGGGAAUAACUGGUUCUAAAUCUUGUCUAAAUUUCGAUGGCCCAAAGAAGAGCAUGUUAGUGGUGUCAGAAUUUAUUGGAUGUUCUCCAUCACUUAGUGGGGCAAUCCGUAUCAACCCAUGGAAUGUUGAAACAACUGGGGAGGCAAUGAAUGUCGCCAUUUCAAUGCUUGAUUCAGAGAAAGAAUUAAGACACGAGAAGCAUUAUCGGUAUGUAAGUACACAUGAUGUUUCUUAUUGGUCCCGCAGUUUCUUGCAAGACAUGCAGAGAGCUUGUGCAGACCAUUUUAAGAGAAGAUGCUGGGGAAUUGGUUUUGGCUUCGGAUUCAGAGUUGUGGCCCUUGAUCCUAAUUUCAGAAAGCUGUCACUUGAUGCUAUUGUAUCGGCUUAUAGGAGGGCACAAACUAGGGCCAUUCUGUUGGACUACGAUGGUACUGUAAUGCCCCAGAACUCAAUUGACAAGUACCCUAGUCAGAAGGUAAUCUCAAUUAUGAACACACUUUGUAUGGACCCAAAAAAUACAGUUUUCAUUGUCACUGGAAGAGGGAGGGAGAGCUUAAGCAAGUGGUUUUCUCCCUGUCAGAGGCUUGGAAUUGCAGCAGAACAUGGGUACUUCUUGAGAUGGUCGCAAAAUCAGGAGUGGGAAAUCUGUCGUCAGGGUUUUGAGUUUGGCUGGAUGAAAAUUGUUGAACCAGUGAUGCAAUUGUAUACUGAGUCUACUGAUGGUUCUUCUAUUGAAACUAAGGAAAGUGCUUUGGUUUGGCAAUAUCGUGAUGCAGACCCAGGUUUUGGGUCCUCCCAGGCAAAGGAGAUGUUAGACCAUCUAGAGAGUGUCUUAGCAAAUGAACCUGUUGCUGUCAAGAGGGGUCAGUUCAUUGUAGAAGUAAAGCCUCAGGAAGUUAGUAAAGGGCACGUAGCAGAGAAGAUUUUCUCAUCAAUGGCUGAGAAUGGAAAACAUGCAGACUUUGUGCUCUGUAUUGGUGAUGACAGAUCUGAUGAGGACAUGUUUGAGAUAUUUGAUAAUGCUAUGCUGAGAAGUAUUCUCUCUCCCAAUCCUUCAGUUUUCGCUUGCACGGUUGGACAAAAGCCUAGCAAGGCUACUUAUUAUUUGGACGAUACAACGGAAGUGAUAAACAUGCUUGAAUGUCUUCCUGAAGCCUUUGAUUCUUUGCCACCCGUUGAAGAAGGAUAUGAAAGCUCUCCAUGAAAAACUGAGUCAAAUUUUGUUGUUUUUUCAAUAACAGAGUUAGUAUUUUUGAGACAGAAGUACAGAUUAGGCAGGAGGCAUCUUUAC